AUGAAUGACGAAAGUGAUGUUUUACGUCCAUAUCCAAUUGAUUCAUCGCAAGAUAAAGUUUUUCGAAAAAUAGUCUUUGCUAAAAGAGAUCUUAUUCCUCGAAUAACAUCUAUUUUACUUCAUAUUAUAACAUAUCCAUUGAUGAUUUUAUCGAAAUUUUUAAGUAAAAAAUCCAUUAAUGAAGAUGGAGAAGAAAAAUCUUUUUUAGAAAUUGGUCCUUUUUAUGUUAGUACACGAACAAAUGCAAUGGAUUCAAAAUAUUUUUAUGUAGUUAGAGAUGGAAAAAUUUGGUUUAAACCAAUUGCUGCACAUCCACAUGCAUCAUGGAAAUUAUUUAAUAAAAAUGGUUCUAUUGAUAAUACAAAAAUUCCAUUAAUAUCUGUCAGUGCUGAUGGUGAUAAUAUCUUAGCUGUUGAUCAAAAUCAAAUAAUUCAUUAUGCUAAAAGUAAUGAAGUUAUUUGUGAAGUUUCAUUUGAUUGUCCACAAUGGAAAGUUCUCGAAUCAAGAGUUAAAUGGACAGAAAAAUGGUUUAAUAUGGAUGGAGUUUCACUUAUUGUCAAUCUAUUCAAAAAUCCUAUUUUAAAAUCUCUUCCAAAUUAUCGAAGUAUUGCUAUGUCACAUAAAGGACAUGAUACAAUGUAUUAUACAGAUAUGAAAGGAAAAAAACAUCCUGAUCCAUAUGUUGGUGUUACAACGAUUUAUAUUUUAAAUGACGAUGGAACAAGAAUAUUCUUUGCUGAUCCAUGGUUACAGAAUAAAUUUGAUAAUGAAUUAACAACACCAGAAGAUGGACAAUUUAAAGCUGAAACAAUGGCAGCUAGUGCAUCGACGGUUUUUCUUAUUCAAAGAGCAAGAAAUGAAUAUGGAAAAGAAAUAAAUAAAAUAUUUACACGAUUCGCUGAUUUUGAUUCUAUUGGAUCAAAUCCAGCAUUAAGAGCUACAUAUAAUCAAAAUAAUAUUAUUCCAUUAAUUCGAAUUAUUCCUAGUGAAGAUUGGAUUGAACAACCUUCAAUAUCUUUAGAUGAAAAAGCUCGUUUAACUAAAAAUAUUUCCAUUCUUCAAAUAGGAUGGGGACAAAAUAAUCGACAAUUAAGAGUUCAAGGACAAAAUCAUUUAGGACAAAAUGGAUAUUUUUUUAAAAAUAUUUAUCAUGCGAAAUGGAAUUUUCAAGUUAUUAAUGAUAUGAUUAUCGAUGAAGAUGAAUUUUCAUCGGAAUCAGUUCCUCAUACUGGUUUUGAACGAGGUCCACAAAUUGCAUUUGAUUAUGAAAAUGGUUCUUUACAACCAAAUGUAAUAUCUCCACUACAAAAACUUACAUUAGAAAAAUUUUCUCAUCGAGGUCUCAAUGAAAGAGGUUUACAUACAAAAUUAGUCUUAGUUUUAAAUCAUGGAUUUAAAUUAUCAAUUCCAUUAUAUGCUCGAAGAGGUUGGAAAAGUUUACUUGGAAUUUCUCAUGAAAAUAUUUGGAAAUUAGUUAUUCCUUUAGAAUAUUUUGCUCAAGAUGAUCUUUAUCUUAAAGAAAUUUUAGAAAAAAUUUUUCAUAAUAGAUCAAGACAUUCCGUUUAUGUUUAUGAAAGAAAAGAUCAAAUAUUAAUCACUAAUGUUUAUUUCAGUCGAUAUAAAUUUCAAUUUAUUUUUAAAAAUAAAUCGAACUGA
Rotaria sordida is the source of this 1656-nucleotide messenger RNA. Lineage: Eukaryota; Metazoa; Rotifera; Eurotatoria; Philodinida; Philodinidae. The record is from the annotation of a GenBank genome assembly.